AUGACGUUUGUUUUAAUUCUAAAUAUAAUUAUCCCUACGCGUCCGCCUGUUAUCGAGUCUCGGGGACUGGCAACAUUUACCAGGGUUGACGCGACUCCCUCAACACAGGGACUGGAUACAUUUACCAGGGUUGAAGCGACUCCCUCAACACAGGGACUGGAUACAUAUACCAGGGUUGAAGGGACUCCCUCAACACAGGCACUGGAUACAUAUACCAGGGUUGAAGGGACUCCCUCAACACAGGGACUGGAUACAUUUACCAGGGUUGAAGGGACUCCCUCAACACAGGGACUGGAUACAUAUACCAGGGUUGAAGGGACUCCCUCAACACAGGGACUGGAUACAUAUACCAGGGUUGAAGCGACUCCCUCAACACAGGGACUGGCAACAUAUACCAGGGUUGAAGGGACUCCCUCAACACAGGGACUGGAUACAUUUACCAGGGUUGAAGGGACUCCCUCAACACAGGGACUGGAUACAUUUACCAGGGUUGAAGCGACUUCCUCAACACAGGGACUGGAUACAUUUACCAGGGUUGACGCGACUCCCUCAACACAGGGACUGGAUACAUAUACCAGGGUUGAAGGGACUCCCUCAACACAGGGACUGGAUACAUUUACCAGGGUUGAAGCGACUUCCUCAACACAGGAACUGGAUACAUUUACCAGGGUUGAAGCGACUUCCUCAACACAGGGACUGGAUACAUAUACCAGGGUUGAAGGGACUCCCUCAACACAGGGACUGGAUACAUAUACCAGGGUUGAAGCGACUCCCUCAACACAGGGACUGGAUACAUUUACCAGGGUUGAAGGGACUCCCUCAACACAGGGACUGGCAACAUAUACCAGGGUUGAAGCGACUCCCUCAACACAGGGACUGGAUACAUAUACCAGGGUUGAAGGGACUCCCUCAACACAGGGACUGGAUACAUUUACCAGGGUUGAAGCGACUCCCUCAACACAGGGACUGGAUACAUUUACCAGGGUUGAAGCGACUCCCUCAACACAGGGACUGGCAACAUUUACCAGGGUUGAAGGGACUCCCUCAACACAGGGACUGGAUACAUAUACCAGGGUUGAAGGGACUCCCUCAACACAGGGACUGGAUACAUUUACCAGGGUUGAAGGGACUCCCUCAACACAGGGACUGGAUACAUAUACCAGGGUUGACGCGACUCCCUCAACACAGGGACUGGCAACAUUUACCAGGGUUGAGGCGACUCUCUCAACACAGGGACUGGAUACAUAUACCAGGGUUUUGACGCGACUCCCUCAACACAGGGACUGGAUACAUUUACCAGGGUUGAAGGGACUCCCUCAACACAGGGACUGGAUACAUUUACCAGGGUUGACGCGACUUCCUCAACACAGGGACUGGAUACAUUUACCAGGGUUGAAGGGACUCCCUCAACACAGGAACUGGAUACAUUUACCAGGGUUGAGGGACUCCCUCAACACAGGGACUGGAUACAUAUACCAGGGUUGA
Molecule: messenger RNA, 1485 nt
Organism: Pecten maximus
Lineage: Eukaryota; Metazoa; Mollusca; Bivalvia; Pectinida; Pectinidae
Product: cell wall adhesin EAP1-like
Exons: 1
Coding region: 1-1485 (494 amino acids)
Source: RefSeq, a predicted model, not a curated record